ACCGGCGUACCUAAUAAAGCGGCGAAGGAGCAUCACGGUAAAAGGACAGUUUCGGAGGACUGGGUGUGCGUUCAUGAAGCCAUCUACUCCAGAGGGAGACCAGCUGAUUGGCAACUCUUCAAACAAGAACAUGCCCAACGCACCACCUGUAGACCUGCGGGGUCGUACCGACUUCAAGGACAAUCACAACCUGCUCGGAUUUCAAAUCAGUAAUCUCACUCACUUGGACUCUGGGAUUUAUCUGACAGAAUGCUGGAAGAACCAGACGAUAAUCAGCCAGAAGACACAGCAGCUCACUGUGUGUAAAAAGGAGAUUCAAUCUGAGCUGAUCAAUCUGAAUAAGUCAGAUGGAGGGACAGAGCUCUUGUGCAGGAGCAGUGCCAUUGGCUCAGAGGGAACGUCUGUGCGCUGGUACUAUGAAAUGCUUCCCUCUUAUGAGCCCACACUCUUCCUGGAUAGCAGUAUUUCGCUGAAGCCUCUGGUGGAGGAGCUUGCAGGUUUUGUAGCUGUAAGAGACAAUGGGGAGUUGCUUGUGUUCAACAAUAUGUUAAAGAAAAACACAUACUUUAAAUGUCUUGUGAUCAAAGAAAGGGUGCAGUGGCACCGCUUUGGACUAUCAGAUCAGUAUGAGAUCAUAUAUAACUCACAGGACAAAACUAUUCCCAUCCCUGAAGAUCUACGACACAGAGUGACUCUGUCUGAGGAUGGCUCCUCACUGACCAUCUAUAACCUCGAGAUGAACGAUGGGGGGAAGUAUGGUGCUCCAUCAGCAGCCUUCAAUGCUACUACGUUCGCUGUGGUGGCAGCAGUCCUGGUGGGACUGCUGGUGGUUGGAACAAUUGUCACAGCAGUGGCAGUGAAGAAGAGGGUGUGGGCUUCGCCAACGCAGAGAGAAGUGACUCCGGACAUAAAAAUGAAUGUGGAUCCUAGCUGUACUGAGAGGUUAACUCCAUCUGAAUAA
Messenger RNA from Archocentrus centrarchus (flier cichlid), 961 nucleotides. RefSeq lists its product as uncharacterized. The coding region runs from base 74 to 961 and encodes 295 amino acids. The transcript is spliced from 4 exons. NCBI's taxonomy places the organism in Eukaryota, Metazoa, Chordata, Actinopteri, Cichliformes, Cichlidae. The record is from RefSeq and is a predicted model, not a curated record.